Molecule: messenger RNA, 943 nt
Organism: Haliotis rufescens (red abalone)
Lineage: Eukaryota; Metazoa; Mollusca; Gastropoda; Lepetellida; Haliotidae
Product: THO complex subunit 7 homolog
Exons: 8
Coding region: 124-675 (183 amino acids)
Biological process (GO): mRNA export from nucleus; mRNA processing
Cellular component (GO): THO complex part of transcription export complex
Source: RefSeq, a predicted model, not a curated record
GACAUAUAGAGUCUCUAAAACGUCAAAUCAAAUAAAUAUACCUUGUAAAUUAACCAUCUUCUUGGGAAUAUAGAAAUUUAUUUUUGUUAUGAGGGGCCGUACUUCCGGUUUGAAUUUGUAAACAUGGCGGUGACAGAUGAUGAUAUCAUUAAGCGUCGUCUGCUGAUCGAAGGAGAAGGUGGAAAUGAUGACAAGCGACUAAAUAACCUUCUGAAGCAGUUCAUCCGAUGGUGCAACUCCCCUGAUGAUGAAGAGAGUGGUAUCGUGUACCAGCGCAUCAUGUCCAUGCUGGCCCAGUGUGAGUUCACCAUGGAGAAAUCCCUGCUGGUGUAUGAGAUGAACCUCCGCGAGCAGGAGCACUACGACCAGCUCAGUAAGGACAUCGAGAAAAAAAUAAAGUCAGCCACGUCUCAGAUUGCCGAGUGCAAGACAGAGUUGCAACAGGCCAAGAGGAUACGCAAGAACAGACAAGAGUAUGAUUCCUUGGCCAAAGUUAUACAGAAACAUCCAGACAGGCAGGACACCACGAGACAACUCCAGAGUUUGGACAAAGAACUGACAUCACAGACAGAGACCAAGCAGAAACUGGAAGAAAAGUUGGAGUUGAGGAGAAAACAGUUCCUGGUACUGAUUACUGCCAUCCAUGAGCUGCAAAGAAUACUUGAUGGUGAGUGAGUUACACGAUCCAUGAGCUGCAGAGAAUACUGGAUGAGGAUGAGAAGGCGGAGGAAGCAAUGGAGACCGGCUAGAACCUGUCACACAUCCACACACCACCAUCAUCCCUCAACAUGUCAUCAUGCAGUUCUCCAGCCUUUGUAAACAGGAAGAGGACAUUCACAUUUUAGCCUCCAUUUCAUUUACGAAAUUAUCAGAAAAUAAAUGUUCCACCUAGGUAUGCUUUAAGCAUGAAUGUUUAGCAGAAAUAAACAUGUCAUAUUUUUUA